Mercenaria mercenaria is the source of this 3348-nucleotide messenger RNA. RefSeq names its product sphingolipid delta(4)-desaturase DES1-like. Lineage: Eukaryota; Metazoa; Mollusca; Bivalvia; Venerida; Veneridae. Gene Ontology annotation, cellular component: membrane. Gene Ontology annotation, biological process: ceramide biosynthetic process. The record is from RefSeq and is a predicted model, not a curated record. Gene Ontology annotation, molecular function: sphingolipid delta-4 desaturase activity. The transcript is spliced from 2 exons. The coding region runs from base 165 to 1223 and encodes 352 amino acids.
GUACUCUUAAAAUUUUGAGAUUGCCAAAUAUGAGCGUUUUUGUUGACACAGAAAUUAUGGUAACGUAAGCAAACAUAACAAAUAUAGCAUUGUUUGCUCUACAGGUAACUGUGUUGGCUCAAUGAAACAAAAGAUGACAUAGCUAAUCGAAUAGAUCUGAGGAAAUGGAAAGGAUAAACCGUUUCAUGAAAUGCGCAAGCCUGCGACUGAAAACUAUAACUGCAGAGGACGAAUGGGUUUAUGAUGAAGAACCACAUAGUAAACGUAGAAAAGACAUCCUGAAAGCACAUCCAGAGAUUAAAGAACUCAUGGGUUAUGAUUCAAACAUUGCUUAUAUUGUGGCUGCUGAGGUUAUCAUUCAGUUAUUUGUUAGUUAUCUAUUAAGAGACGCGUCAUGGACCACCAUUUUUGUUUUAGCAUAUAUGUUAGGAGGUGUACUGAAUCACUCUCUCGGAAGUGCUAUCCAUGAAAUAGGACAUAAUUUAGCAUACGGACACGCCCAUCCGGUAAAAAACCGUUUACUGAGUUUGCUGUGUAACGUCCCCAUCAUAGCACCAAUGGCUAUAAGCUACCGGAAGUACCACGCGGACCAUCACCGUUACCUUGGAGAGGAGAACCAGGAUGUUGACAUUCCUACCCGUUUAGAAUCGUACCUAUUCCGACAUCCAAUCACAAAAAUAAUUUGGCUCAUAUUUCACCCGGCUAUCCACGCUUUAAGGCCAUUUUACAAGAGUCCUAAACCAAUAACGGGAUGGGAAAUGAUCAACAAUGCGGUGCAGCUAGGCGUGAAUGUGGUAAUAUUGAAAGUGCUAGGAGUCAAAUCGCUCGUUUAUCUUCUCUCAGGCACCUUUAUGGGACUGGGGCUUCACCCACUAGCAGGACACUUCAUUUCUGAACAUUACGAGUUUACAAACGAAGGACAAGCCACGACGAGUUAUUACGGUCCUCUGAACUUUAUUCUAUUCAAUGUAGGAUAUCACAUUGAACAUCAUGACUUCCCAUACAUACCUUAUAACAAACUACCGGAAGUUAGAAAAAUCGCUCCAGAAUUUUACCAACAACCCUACCAUACCUCGUGGAUUAAGGUUCUUUGGGAUUUUAUUUUUGACAAAAAUCACGGACCACAAGCUCGCACAGUAGGAUAUCAUGUAAGGUCAAAAUCAAACUCUGAAGAAAAGUAUGAAAAUGGGCACGUAGCAAAUGGACAUGUAAAAGAGGAAUAGAUAGGGGUUGUUUUGGCGCUGAUUUUUUUUUUCAAAUAGUAUUUUUUUUUUUAAAGCUUAUGUAUUAGUGUUCCAAAAAUCUGGUGUCUUCACACGUUUUCCCUUGCGCUGAAGUAUUUGUUCAAAGAGCAUUUUUAAAAGCUGUGUUUUAAUAUGUAUGUAUUAGUGUUACAAAAUCUGGCGUCUUCACACGUUAUCCCUUCCAGCAUUUUAUCAUUCGGAUACGCAAGAUACUGUUGUUGAGUAUUUAUUUAGUAUAAGAGAGUAUGUGUGUUCGAAGUCUUACUUCACCUAAUGCAUUCCUAUAGAUGAUUUCUGUUAAAGAUUGAUAUUGAAUUCAGAUACGUUCCUAUGGCACAGAGGUGACAUACCGGUAGGUGUUUUUAUACCAAUACGUGCGCACGUAUUACUUUAUACGUGCGGAGAUGUUUUUAUACUAGUACGUGCGCACGUACUGAUACGUGCGCUGAUGAUUUUUGUACAUGUAUAUGCGCACGUAUUAGAUAUUACGUGCACACGUAUUAAUAAAAAAAAAAAACCCAUCUAUGUCACCUCUGUGCCACCGGUUCCUUAUUGAGUAUUUAUUUAGAGUAUGUACCUGUGUUGUAAGUAAUGCAUUUCUAUAUUAUAGGUGUCUUUUGUUAAGUUUUUCUGUUGUGCGUAUUGAAAUCAUUUGGGUUUUUUGUCUAUACUGUAAUAACACAUUUGACAUUGAGUUCAGAUUUUUAGACAUUUAAUGUCUAAGAGCAUAAUAUUAUGGAAAACAACUUCUAGAAAAAAUACAAGAUGCUCCUUCAGUUUGUUAACAUCUGAAUAAUUUAACUUUUUUUUUGUUCUGGCGGAGUUUUGUAAAAACAAUUCUGCAAGUGUGUCUCUGUAAAAGACAGAUCAAUUUUUCGUAUGAAAGAAUGUUUCCCCACUUUUCGCGAAGCUGCUUAUGCAAAAAAAAUAAAGAUUUGUCACCUAUCCGGAACAAAUCACAGUUUAACUGACUCGGACAACUUAACGACCGCUAAAUAUUUUCUUUAAUUUAUUUACCCGGCGUCCUUGGCAAUAUAGGUCUAUUUGUAUACAUGAAAUAGAAGAAGAAAAAAUAAUUAUGAGGAAUGCUCCCACUGUAUGUAUAGUUAUUAAUACCAUUCAAAAGUGUGGACAUAUAGUAACACUGAAUAAUCGUUAUACAAAUAGAAAAUCGAUUUUUGUACUUAAAUGUACCAGUAUUCAUGGUUGAAGGCCAUAACUUAAUAAAAAUGAGAUAUUCUAAUUUAUGAGCAAAAGUUUUGAAUUAAGCUGGAAUAAAUGAUAUAGUAAUUGAAUGAUUUGCAGAUAUGGUAUUUAUGAACAUGCAUUGAAAUGUUGGACUUUAACACAAAGUAUAAAUAAAAACAUCUUGCGACAUUAUGCACUGCAUACUACAUUAGUUAUUAUUUCAUCGAUUUAACAUUUUUGAUAAUAUUACUGUCCGAUUACAGUUUUUUGCUCGCUUCUUAUAAUGCUUGGCCAAGCCAUUGCUAGUAAGACAAUGUAUUCCCCUUGUCAACAAAUAAACGCCAUUAGUAUUAUUAGUAUAUUAUCUGAAUCGUAAGUCAUUGACCUCCAGAUCGUACGACAACAAGAAAGGAGAAAAAAUUUCUGUUAUCAGGAAAUUAUUUCCAUAUUUCUUAAGAAGGCUUUGAAACUCAGUUACUGACAGAUCACAUGUUAUGGAAACAAAUAAGAAUAAGUUUUUUUACCAAUUAUUCCAUUCAAAAUUGGAAAGCGGUUGUAACGGGGUGUCGGAGGUAAACUGCCUGAAAUAUAGUUAAGAACCCAGGAAAAAAAUAUUGCCGAUGCCGUCCGGGUUCGAUUCCCGACUCGGGCAUGUUUUUUUUUUUUUUAAAGACAGCUCUUGUUCUCUGUUCAUAGUAUGAUCAAACUUCAAUUUUGAAGAAAGAUCAUUUUAGCCAAACUCUGGAGGUCAGUGCCGUUAAGAUAUAACUAUACGCGAGCCAAUAAGCUUAACAAUUCUGCAGUAUGCAUAUAAAUUGCAGUAUUUAAAUUAAAAUGACUUCAUAAGCUCUAAUGACUGUGUAUUUAUGUAUUAAUUUAUUACACAUACUAGUGUACAAAUAAAGUUUCAAAUUGG